AUGUUUGGUUUUGGCAGAAUUGUUUCUAAUGCCGCUGUUUGUCUUCGUGAAAACUUAACGUUUCGCAGUGUGCAAGUACGAAACAUAAACAUUGGAGGUGGUCUUGGAGGUGAGAUUCCCGAUAGCAAACGUCUUCAGUAUGCUCUUCAGCAUAUCCACGGGAUUGGCCGUGCAAAAGCUCAUCACAUUGUGUGUGAGCUUGGAGUGGAGAACAAAUAUGUGAAGGACCUAAGCAAAAGAGAACUAUACUCUCUUCGUGAAUUGCUUGCCAAGUAUUUGAUUGGAAAUGAUUUGAAAAAGUUAGUUGAGAGAGAUGUGGGAAGGUUGGUUGGUAUUCAAUGCUACAGAGGGAUCAGGCACGCUGAUGGUUUACCCUGUCGUGGACAGCGAACUCAUACAAAUUCCCGCACUAGAAGGACUAUGCGUACUUACGGGGGUUCAAGAUAA
Lathyrus sativus (Indian pea) is the source of this 447-nucleotide messenger RNA. NCBI's taxonomy places the organism in Eukaryota, Viridiplantae, Streptophyta, Magnoliopsida, Fabales, Fabaceae. The record is from the annotation of a GenBank genome assembly.